Molecule: messenger RNA, 435 nt
Organism: Pelobates cultripes (western spadefoot toad)
Lineage: Eukaryota; Metazoa; Chordata; Amphibia; Anura; Pelobatidae
Source: the annotation of a GenBank genome assembly
AUGAUUUCCACGGAGGUCGUGGAGAUGUUGUCCAAGGGCGCUAUAGAGGAAUUGCCGUUCGCCACCCCAGGCUUUACGAGCAAUUUGUUUCUGGUGCCCAAGAAAGGGGGCGGGGUUCGCCCUAUAAUAAAUCUUCGCCCAUUCAACGCCUUUCUACGCUACCAACACUUCCAGAUGGAAGGUAUACACUGCUUCAGAGACCUUCUACGCCAGUCAGACUGGUUGGCCAAGCUGGACCUGAAGGACGCCUACUUUACGGUCCCCAUCGCUUUGGAGUUCAGGGAUUAUCUCCACUUCACCUGGCACGGGCGUCGUUGGCGCUUCACCUGCCUGCCUUUCGGUCUCUCCUCGGCCCCUUGGUGCUUCACCAAGCUCAUGAAGCCCGUAGUAGCAUUCCUCCGGUUCGCCUCAUUAUCUACCUGGACGAUAUCCUGA